Seriola dumerili (greater amberjack) is the source of this 2871-nucleotide messenger RNA. RefSeq names its product vomeronasal type-2 receptor 1-like. Bases 1 to 2871 code for a protein of 956 amino acids. Gene Ontology annotation, cellular component: membrane. Gene Ontology annotation, biological process: G protein-coupled receptor signaling pathway. Lineage: Eukaryota; Metazoa; Chordata; Actinopteri; Carangiformes; Carangidae. The transcript has 15 exons. Gene Ontology annotation, molecular function: olfactory receptor activity; G protein-coupled receptor activity. The record is from RefSeq and is a predicted model, not a curated record.
AUGGCCUGUGGCAGUUUGUCUCCUGCAGUUGACCUGAUUACGACUAAUGAACUGAUCGGUAUUUACAGGAGGUCUGUUACGGCAGAGUCCACCUGCAAGCUGAAGGCCAAGUUCAAUCUGAACGGCUACAAGGAUGUAGAGAGGAAGAAGGUCGUUAUUGGGGGGAUGUUUUCUGUUCACAAGCGUAUUGCUUCCACUGAUGGCAACACUUCGAGGGUGCCAGUCUCCUCGGGGUGUGAGGGGUUUAACUUCCGCACCUUCCGCUGGACCCAGACCAUGCUGUUUGCCAUCAAUGAAAUAAACGAGAGGAACGACCUGCUGCCUGAAACCGACCUGGGCUACGUUGUCUAUGACUCCUGCUUCACCAUCUCCAAGGCCGUUGAGGGCACCCUCACCUACCUGACAGGCCAAGAUGAGGCUGUACCCAACUACCGCUGCGGGAGUGGGGCGCCUCUGGCUGCUCUAGUGGGCGCUGGGGGCUCCGAUCUGUCCAUCGCCACUGCCAGGAUACUGGGACUUUAUCACUUCCCGCAGGUCAGCUAUUGUUCAACAUGCUCCGCCCUGGAAAGUAAGUUCCAGUUCCCCACCUUCCUGAGGACCAUUCCCAAUGACAAGCACCAGUCUACAGCUAUGGCCCAGCUGGUGCUGCACUUUGGCUGGACCUGGGUGGGCACCAUAGCUGCAGACGAUGAUUAUGGCAAGUACGGCAUCAAAGACUUCAAGGAGCAGGUGGAAGAAGCUGGUGUCUGCAUCUCCUUCUCUGAGACCCUGCCAAAAGUGAGUUCCCCAGAGGACAUCCAGCGUAUUGUUGAAACUGUAGUUGAGUCCACGGCCAAGAUCAUCGUGGUCUUCUCAUCAGACGUGGACCUUAGUCCUCUCAUCUUUGAGCUCCUCCGGCACAAUGUGACCAACCGCACCUGGAUUGCCAGCGAGGCCUGGGUCACCUCUGCUCUCAUUAACCACCCCGGGGUGAGCUCAGUGCUGGGUGGUACCUUAGGCUUUGGGGUGAAGAGGGCUGACAUCCCUGGUCUUCAGCGCCAUCUACUGGACCUGGACCCCUAUGCUGACCAACUCACUGAGGAAUUCUGGGAGACGGCAUUUAACUGCACACUGGACUACAGCAAAGCUCUGAAACAGGCCAAACAGAGGGCUAAGGAGGUUAACAGCACACUGUCCCGGGCUGUGAGGGGGGUUCCUGAAGGGCUGUGUACAGGUAGCGAGUCUCUGGCACCGCUCAACAACACUUACUCUGAUGUUUCCCAGUUACGGAUCACUUACAGUGUAUACAAAGCAGUGUAUGCUGUGGCACACGCCUUGCACAACCUGGAGCACUGUGUGAAUGGACAAGGGCCGUUCAGUGGGAGCACCUGUGCUGACAUCACCAACUUUGAGCCAUGGCAGCUGAUGUACUACCUGAAGAACGUGCGUUUCAAAGUGCCAAACACAAACGAAGAGAUCUACUUCACUGAUGGGGAUGUGGAGGGCUUCUAUGACAUCAUUAACUGGCAGGUCAAUAGUAAUGGGGAGAUAUACUACAUCACGGUGGGACGCUACAAUGGCUCAGCGGCCCCAGAGGACAGGAUGACCAUAAUGAAUGACUCCAUUGUGUGGAACAAUGAAGUGCUGGAGCCUCCUCGCUCAGUGUGCAGUGAGAACUGUCAGCCCGGCACCAGGAAGGGGAUCCGGCAGGGAGAGCCAGUCUGUUGCUUUGACUGUAUCCCAUGUGCUGACGGAGAGAUCAGCAACACAACUAAUGCUCGUGAAUGUAUCCUGUGCAGUGGAGACUACUGGUCCAAUGAUGCUCAUGAUAUCUGUGUGGCAAAAAUAAUUGAGUUCCUGGCCUUUGGGGAGCCACUGGGGAUCACUCUCAUCGUCAUCUCUGCCUUUGGAGCAUUAGUUACCAUCGCUGUCGGGGUGGUGUUUGUUGUGAACAUCAGCACCCCUCUGGUGAAAGCCAAUGAUCCUCUGUUGAGUUUCUCGCUGCUAUUUGCGCUGGUGGUGACCUUCCUCUCCUCCAUCGUCUUCCUCGGAGAGCCUCAGGACUGGAGCUGCAUGACCAGCCAAGUCGGCCUGGCUCUGGGCUUCGCUCUCUGCCUUUCCUCUAUCAUGGGUAAGACAGCAGUGUUGAUGCUGAGAGCCCAGGCUCUGAAAGCAGCGCGAGCCAAAGCAAAAGCAGCUGCCAAAGCUGCAAAAGCAGCAGCCGAAGCAGCAGCCAACAGCGGCAGUCCUGAUGUCAUUGUAACCAACACAAAUAACAACAAUGAUGUGAACACCAGCGCCAACUCUGAUGUUGACAUUCUCACCUGCGCCCACCAGAGGGCAAUAGCUGCUGUGGCAACAUUAAUACAGGCUAUCGCAUGCACGGUGUGGCUGAUCGUCCUCCCUCCACACCCUGUCAAAAAUACUUCAGCCCAGAAUAUAAAGAUCAUUCUUGAGUGUGAUGAAGGCUCUGUGGUCUUCAUCUGCUGCAUCUUCGGCUAUGACAUCCUGCUGGCUCUGCUGGCAUUCAUCUUUGCCUUCAUAGCCCGAAAGCUGGAGGACCACUUCAGCGAAGCGAAGUGCGUGACCUUUGGCAUGCUCGUCUUCUUCAUUGUGUGGAUCUCGUUUGUCCCGGCUUACCUCAGCACACGUGGAAAGUUCAUGGUAGCUGUCCAGAUUUUCGCCAUCUUGGCCUCCAGCUUUGGCCUGCUGACCUGCAUCUUCCUGCCCAAGUGCUACGUUCUCUUGGUCAAACCUGAACGCAACACAGAAGAAAUGAUGAGGCCCCGUUCCAAACCCCGCGAUGGGACCUCAACUGGGACCUCGGCCUCACUCGCUACAGCUGCCACUGAGGUCAAUGCUUCAACAGCAUCCACUGCCAUUGAUGAUUAG